CUACUGCUUGGUCCUCCUUUGUAUGUUAUUCCGUUCGCUGUGCAAUAACAGGGACAGGCCUGGGCUAAAAAUUAUAAAGUUUAUUAUCAUCGAAAAUUGAAGAAAAAAAUACUUACAAGGUGCAACUGUAGUAGGUGAAGAGCCUGGUUCUGUUGUUGGAUGAUUAGUUGGAUGAUUAGUUGGAGGAGCUGUUGCUGGUGGUCCGCCUGGAAUAGUUGGAGGGGUUGUUGCUGGAGGACCGCCUGGAUUAGUUGGAGGUGUUGUGGCUGGAGGGCCACCUGGAUUAGUUGGAGGAGUUGUUGCUGGAGGACCGCCUGGAAUAGUUGGAGGGGUUGUUGCUGGAGGACCGCCUGGAUUAGUUGGAGGGGUUGUUGCUGGAGGACCGCCUGGAUUACUAGGAGGAGUUGUAGCUGGAGAACCACCUGGUUUGGUUGGAGGAGCUGCUGUUCCUGGUUCUCCUGAGCAACUUGUUUUAGGAGGAUUAGUAGUUAUUCCAGGAGAAACAGUUACCGGACCAGGAGGUGUAACGGUCCCAGGAUUUACGCUGUG
Messenger RNA from Ceutorhynchus assimilis (cabbage seed weevil), 549 nucleotides. The record is from the annotation of a GenBank genome assembly. NCBI's taxonomy places the organism in Eukaryota, Metazoa, Arthropoda, Insecta, Coleoptera, Curculionidae.